Messenger RNA from Penaeus chinensis, 2770 nucleotides. Its product is annotated as alkaline phosphatase-like. The record is from RefSeq and is a predicted model, not a curated record. The transcript is spliced from 12 exons. Bases 829 to 2511 code for a protein of 560 amino acids. Gene Ontology annotation, molecular function: alkaline phosphatase activity. Gene Ontology annotation, biological process: dephosphorylation. Lineage: Eukaryota; Metazoa; Arthropoda; Malacostraca; Decapoda; Penaeidae.
ACGCUGUUGCUCACAUAAAGAAAACAAACUUUGGAGGGUUCAUUAGGGAUAUCUUCCUAAAAAAGAAAAAGAAAAAUGAAAUUUGAACUGAAGGUAUAUGAGUUACCCAGUACGAGGUAUGGAAUUGUGAUACCCUAAUGUAAGCUAUCGAAGGCCUUUUCUCAUGUGAGGAGCUAAAGAAAAUAAACAAAGUGCAGUGGUGAAGUGAGGGUAAGAAACGUAUCAUUGACAUUAUUAAACCGUGUAUUUAGAAACGCGGAAGUUUCCUCUUUCUGAAGUUAAUUCCUUUAUUUAUCCUUUCUCACGUUCUCGAUUCGCAGACCAUCCAAGGUUUAUUCCUUUUUUCUCUUUGUUCUUACAAAUCCGACUAUGCUGUCUGUCUGUCUGUCUGUCAGGCCCUAACUCCCACCUCACUGAAAAUCCUCGAUUCCACAGAACUCAUUCUCGAACUCUUAUGUAACAUUUCCCUUAAACCCUUCCCUUCCCCUGGCUCAGUACCUGACGUUUCGAAGUGAUAGCCCUUCUCGCCCCCCGCCAGGAGGAUACGACUUCGACCCUUGUUUGCGCUAAGUGACUCCCCCCCCCCCCCCCCCCCCGCGAUUCUCCAAUCCCUCUCCAGCUCCCCUCCAAUCUCUCUCCAGCUCCCCUCCUGCCCUUCCCCAGCGCCCCUCGAAACCCCCUUCCCAGCGCCCCGCCCUUCCGAGGAACCUUCAGACGUCACUAAGCUCCCUCCUCCCCCUCCUCCCCAUACCGCCGAGGAGCUCUCGGACCCUUGCUGAUCAUCCGGGACUCUCUCCACCCCCCCUCCACCAGGUCCCCAGCGAGAAAAUGAGAGGGACUGGACUCCUGCUGGCGGCGCUGCUGGCCAUGGUGGCGCUGACGGCGAUCUCUGAGGCCAAGAUCAGAAGCAGGAAUAGUAAAAUCAGAGCUGGCGAGGAGGAAUUCCACAAGUCAAGGCGUCAGCAGUACAGGAAGUUCAAGAAAGGUUCUUCUUACACUCAUGUUCCCUUCAUCAACUCUGAAGACAAGGCAUACUGGCUGAAGGAGGGUCAGACCGCCCUUCGCGAGCAGCUCCUCGUCAGCCCGAAGGUGCGCCAGGCCAAGAACAUUAUCCUCUUUUUGGGAGACGGCAUGUCUAUCCCCACCGUGACCGCCUCCAGAUACCUGAAGGGGCAGAAGACUAGCCGCUGGGAACACGAAGAGAUGGCUUGGGAUAAGUUCCCUUAUUCGGCGCUCAUUAAGACGUACACGACAGACAGUCAAGUAGCAGACAGUGCCGCGAGCGCCACAGCCUACUUGUGUGGCGUUAAGGGCAACCUCGGUACUAUUGGAGUGGAUGAGAACGUCAGUAAAGAGAAUUGUUCGGCUCAACAGAAUGCUGCUUUCCAUACGGACUCCAUCGCUAAGUGGUUCCAGGACGCCGGGAAAUCGACAGGCCUCGUGACCACGAUGAGGGUGACCCACGCCACGCCCGCCGGUUCGUACGCCCAUAUCGCUGAUCGAGAGUGGGAGGACGACCACGAGAUCGUGGACGACGGAGAGGACGACAUCGGAUGCGACGACAUAGCCGAGCAGCUCGUUCUGAACGACCCGGGACGCAACUUCAAGGUGAUCAUGGGCGGCGGCCGGCGAGUCUUCACGCCCAACGAUGUAUUGGACGUGGAAGAGUCUCGCUACGGCUACCGACGGGACGGCAAGAACCUCAUUAACUCCUGGCUUGACGAUAAGAGAGGGCGAGGGAGCAGCGCCGCCUACGUGUGGAACCGCGAGGACCUGCUGGCCACGAAGACUAAUGACACCGAUUAUCUGCUGGGACUCUUUGCCUACAGCCACAUGGACUACCUGGUGGAGCGAGAUACUUCCAUGGACCCGAGUCUUCCUGAGAUGACGAGGGCGGCCAUCGAGGUCCUCCAGCGGGAUAACAAUGGCUUCUUCUUGCUUGUGGAAGGCGGCCUCAUCGACCACGGCCACCACGGGAACAAGGGCAUCAAGGCUCUGACGGAGACGGUGGAGAUGGACGAGGCCGUGGAGGUAGCUCUGUCCAUGACCAGCCAGGAGGACACACUUAUCGUAGUCACCGCUGACCACGCCCACACCAUGAGCAUUAACGGAUACCCAUCCCGCCACACAGACAUCCUCGGUUUGGCAGACUUCAGUGACGAAGAUUACAUGCCCUUCACUACCAUCCUGUACGGUAAUGGACCAGGAUAUCGGGAUCCAGUUAACGGACACCGCCCAGACCCAACUAAUGAUGAUCUGCACGACGUCAAUUACCGGCAGCCGGCCUCGGUCCCAAUGUCCUCGGCGGCGCACGCGGGCGAUGACGUCGGCCUCUGGGCGAUAGGGCCCCACGCGCACCUCUUCACGGGCGUCUACGAGCAGAACUACAUCCCGCACGCCCUCGCCUACGCGGCCUGCGUCGGCAACGGCCUGACUUACUGCGGGAACAACCGCUUCAGGAGGAACUAUACUUACCGCGGGCGCCUGCAGCGGUGGCGCCCCCUCGGCUGAGUGGGCGCGGCGUCGGGUCUCCCUUGUUGUUGCAUUAUUUAUCUUCCAGCUUCAUUUCUUUUGUAUUUAAUGAUUUCAGAUUGUGAUAAAACGGUGUCAUAAGCAUACAUAGAGAUAUUUUUAUAUGAAAUUAUAUUUUAUGAUUUAGCUUUCUAUUUUAGCUUUGAGUUUAAGACAGUUGUAGAGUAGUUCCCCGAAUUUACCAGACCUGAUACUAACCACACACUUAUUUAUGCCAAUAAAACGCUGAGAAAUCAAA